AUGGUCACAACAGUACCUACCUCGCUUCUUACAGCACUGAACUGUCGAGGCAACAUCCAUCUCGUUAUUGGUACAAACCCUCUCGCAGCAACUCGAUGUGGCCAGUCUCUAGGCUCUGGCGCACAGCCAAUUCUUAUUGCCCCCGAAGGCGCUGAGCUUCACUAUGCUCUACAGAAGAGAAUAGACGAUGGCAGUGUUCAAUGGCAUAAGAAGCAAUUCGAGGAUGCCGAUUUGCUGCGGCUUGGUCGCGAGGAAGUGGAUGGCGUUGUGGACGCUGUCUUUGUAACUUCAGCACCACGAGACCCUCAAAGUAUUCACAUAUCCGAACUCUGCAAACGAAACCGCAUUCCCGUAAAUGUCGUCGACGCUCCUCACCUUUGCACAUUCUCCCUCCUCUCGACGCAUACCGAUGGCCCCCUCCAAAUAGGCGUUACUACGAACGGUCGCGGUUGUAAGCUAGCCUCGCGUAUUCGUCGUGAUAUUGCCGCUUCACUACCAGUCAACCUUGGUGUUGCUUGUACACGCCUUGGAGAUAUUCGUCGCCGCAUUCAUGAGGAGGACGCUCUCGUCGCCCAAGACGACCCAGCCUCUCCCGAUGACUCUUUCGACCAAGACGCACACUUCAACCGCUUAAUCACAGAAGAGGAUGCUAAGAACAGGAGAGUGCGCUGGCUUAGCCAGGUCUGUGAAUAUUGGCCUCUUAAGCGUCUGGCCGCUAUCACAGACAACGAUGUGGAGUCGGUUCUCAAGUCAUACCCCGGCAACGGUCCUGAUAUCAAGCGUGAUCUAGGUACUCCCGAGAAGCGCAUGGGUACGAUUAUCUUGGCUGGCAGCGGACCUGGGCAUCCGGAUCUUCUUACUCAAGCAACACACAAAGCCAUAAAGUCUGCCGAUCUUAUCCUAGCGGACAAGCUUGUGCCUUCUGGUGUUUUGGAUCUUAUUCCCCGCCGUACCCCUGUUCAUAUUGCUCGCAAAUUCCCUGGCAACGCCGACCGCGCUCAAGAAGAGCUUCUUGAGAUGGCUCUUGCUGGAGUCCAAGAGGGCAAGACUGUAUUGCGCCUGAAGCAAGGAGACCCUUAUGUGUAUGGACGUGGUGGCGAGGAGGUCGCCUACUUUCGUCAGCAUGGCUUUGGAGAACGGGUGUCUGUUCUUCCCGGCGUGACCAGUGCUUUGAGUGCACCGCUAUUCGCCGCCAUCCCCCCUACACAGCGUGAUAUCGCCGACCAAAUUCUUAUCUGUACCGGUACAGGUAAGAAAGGCAAGGCUCCUUCACCACCCGAAUUUGUACCCAGCCGCACUGUGGUAUUCCUCAUGGCUCUGCAUCGUAUCAACGGCCUGGUUCGUGAACUCACCACACACAUUGAACUUGAGCCCCUGGCUCCGGCCAACGAAGGGGUUGCUUCGGCACAACUGCCGCCCCCUCCAGAGCCCACCCAAGUCUCUACUGUAACAGGCGAGAGCAAGCGGGUACUAUGGCCACGAAAUACGCCUUGCGCUGUCAUCGAACGCGCCAGUUGCCCUGACCAGCGAGUUAUUCGAACAACACUUGAGCAUGUUUCCGAGGCUAUCGAGACGGAGGGUAGCCGGCCCCCAGGUCUACUGGUAGUUGGUCGUUCUUGCGAAACCCUAUUUACUCCUGAGAAGGGCCGAGCUUGGGUUGUCGAGGAGGGUUUUAGGGGAAUGGAGGUUGAAGAUUUCACAGUUGGUCUGGAAGCGCUGCAAGUAUGA
Messenger RNA from Fusarium sp. VM40, 1728 nucleotides. The record is from the annotation of a GenBank genome assembly. NCBI's taxonomy places the organism in Eukaryota, Fungi, Ascomycota, Sordariomycetes, Hypocreales, Nectriaceae.